UGACAUGGAGUACCGGCACUGGGGCGUCAUCUGCGUGGUGCUGGUGCUCGCCGCCGUCACCAGUGUCGGUGUCGGCGUACCGCUGGCGCUCAAGGCGCGGCGCACGGCCGGCCUGACCGAGCGGCUGGAGAUGGCGAACGUGCUGCUACAGCAGGUGCCGCUCAUCGACGGACACAACGACUUUCCGUGGAACCUGCGCAACUUUGUGCACAACGAGGUGGACGCUUUCAACUUCAGCGCGGACCUGCGGCAGGUGGCGCCGUGGAACCUGAGUCGCUGGUCACAUACGGACCUGCCGCGGCUGCGACAGGGACGGGUCGGGGCGCAGUUUUGGGCGGCCUACGUGCCGUGCAAGAGCCAGUGGAUGGACGCCGUGCCACUGAGCCUGGAGCAGAUCGACGUGGUCCGCAGGCUGGUGCAGCAGUACCCGCAGUACCUGACAUUCGCCACCAGCGCACAGGAUAUUGUCGACGCCCACAAAUCGGGUCGAAUAGCCAGCCUUCUGGGUGUCGAAGGAGGCCAUUCAUUGGGCAACAGCCUGGCCGUACUGCGAACAUUCUACCGCUCCGGGGUGAGGUAUCUCACCCUGACGCACACCUGCGACACACCCUGGGCAACUUCGGCUUCUGGAGAAGCUUCCAAACAAGGCAUCAGCAGAGGGCUGAACGACUUCGGCAAGGCGGUGAUUUUAGAGAUGAACCGGCUGGGGAUGAUUGUCGACCUGAGUCACACCAGUCUGCGCACCACCCAGGACGCGCUGGUGGUGUCGCGCGCGCCCGUCAUCUUCUCACACUCCUCCGCGCAGGCGCUGUGCAACACAUCGCGCAAUGUACCAGACCAUAUUCUGGAACAGGUGGCUCUGAAAGGUGGCAUGGUGAUGGUGAAUUUCUACUCUGAGUUUAUCACCUGCAACACCAGUGCAAAACUCACGGACGUUAUAGCGCACCUGAACCACAUCCGGUCCGUGGCCGGGAUCGACCACGUCGGACUGGGAGCCGGCUACGACGGCAUCAACUGGACUCCGGAGGGCCUGGAGGACGUGUCCCGCUACCCCUACCUGUUUGCUGAGCUGGUCAAAGACGACUCGUGGAGUGAGGAAGACCUGAAAAAGCUGGCUGGCCAAAACUUCCUCCGAGUCUUCAGAACAGUAGAACAGGUCAGUCGACAGAUGGCGGUAGAGAAGGUUCGGCCGCGCCAGGACCGGGUCGACCCUCUGAAGCUGAUCUACACCAGCGCCGCGCGGUGCAGCUGGGAACUCUCAGAGGCACUCAACAAACAGCAGUCAUCGCAGCCCAACAGCGAGAGGGGCGAGCUGACGCGGUAGGACGGCCGUGACGUCAUCAGACUGUGACGUCACUGCUGGUGGCGUCACCCCAAACCCUGCUCAGUUGGCGCCUCGCCAAGCUACUGUUGUGUCCGUGUUUUACGAGAGGAGCGAGGGAGACUGCUUUAUAACCCAAAGUGGAUGUAUUAUUGAGGAACGAUGUGGAGAACGAUUGUCGAUUUUUUCGAGAUGGUUUGGACUUUGGUCCACGGUGUGAACGCGAGUGGUUAGGUAGAUAUCGACAAAUGAUGCGUGAAUUCUGAGCCUACGUCAUGACGGAUGCAUGUCUGUUUGCUUAUGAGCCUGAUCACUCCUGUUUCCUAAAUGACAAAAAGUUCAUAAAACCUUUUUUUUUUUGCUCCGCCAGCCUAAAGCCAGUCUGGAGCCGGAGGUCAUUACAUCUGGCAAUUUUGGCCAGGAACAAAGUUUUACGUUAAGCCGGUUUAUGUGAACCCGGAAGCAAUAGCAACGUGGGAGUCUAUCCUUAGCGUGUGUGAGCAAAUCUAAUGGGGGAACUUACUUUUGCCGAAGUGCCGAAAAGGCCGGAACAAAAAACAUAGAUGAAGAAACGGUAACAUUUAUUUACAUCACAUAUUCAUACACUUGUGUAGACUUUCUAUUGGGGCUAAUUCCCUGUGUACUGCGCAUGCGCUGGUACCGUAAAACCGCCGGAGGCUGAAAGAUAAGCCCGGGCGGCACGCGCGCUGAUGAGGCCAAUUUGCCGGCCGGUGGCUCGGCGCUCUCAGCAGCGGGUCCGUCGGAUUCGGCCGUGUGUCACUGUCGAGCAGCGGUAUGUGGACAGAAAUUUCCAGGAGGCAUCCGCUGAACACAUGGUGCGGAAACUCGGACUUCAUUAGGUGUGCAUGCUGAAAUCCGUGACGGGUCAUGGAGAGGGAUGACUUCCGUUGUACAGCAUAGCUAAACCUGGAAGAUGAUGCCGGAUAUUGCUUACCCAACCCACGUCAAUAUUAAAUUUCAUUAGCAUAGCACUGCAUCCCCCUUUAACCUGUAAUUACCGCACUGACCCAACUGAAACUGGACAAAACUACGCCCUUCCACAAUUCAGGCUGAGUUUCAGCAUAACGAACGGUGCGGCUGGGUUAAGAAAUUCGAGUUUCAAUCACACUGCAAACGCUGAAAGUUCUCAUUCUUUGCGACGCUAGCGGACCAAUCUACAGAAAACUAAGCGACAAUUAACUAUCGACGCUCAUUAUCCGCGCUAACUUUUCAUUGUUCAACAUAGUUACAAGUUGGCCGCUCUGGCCCCAGCUCGCUCUCCGGAGCAGCUCUCAGAACAUGCCGAGUCGACCAACUUCUCCGGGGCUGCUCCGUCGCCACGGUCACCGCCCGGAGGGCACAUUCGACGAAUUGAUUCGUCAGCCUGUCGCCGGUUUCAUUGCCCCAUUCGGGCUCGGACCGACGGGAAUGUCCUGCCGAGCUGACCUGCGACAUUUUCCACGACAGCAGGAGGCAGGCGUGUCGUACAGGGAAAACCCGCCCACCCGUCGACCCGUCGGCCCAUCGGCCCGCCUGCCCAUCGGCCCGUCGGUCCGUCGGUCCGUCGGUCUGUCCAAUGGUCGGUCCAUCGGUGAUUGUUGUGGGGAGCUGAGCUGAGCUGCAGAUCUGCUGCUGGGGAGAAUGCAGUUCAAAUAUCUCCUAGCUAUGCUCGCCUGAAUUGGGUCGGGUUUGUGAUGUGAGUUAUCCGGAAUAAGCCAGCAGCUUAUCCAUGCAAGUUCAUGUAUCUGGGUCUAAAUGGUCGAAACAUUGAUGAAUCGUGGCUCUUCACCAGCACGCUGACCGCUGGGCCAUGCUUCGGAUCUCCUAUAGUCCCAUCGUCAGCUUGCUGGAUAGCGAGCUGAGCUUGAGCUUCUGCAGCUCUUUUUGCGCUCUGCAAGGGGCUUAGCAAGCUCCGUCUUCUUUUAGGCUUCGCUCAGUCUUGUCACGCCUGAGCUUGCCGCCGCCUCACUCCGCGUGACGAGGGAGUUGUGGUGGCUACGCUGAUCAUCUCAUCUCUCCUGUCCGCCAUAUUGCCACUGUUAGCUGUGGAAGGUUCAGUUCAGACGUAUUCAGUCAAAUUUGUCACAUCGAGAUGAACUGGAUCAGUGAAGUAUUUGGCGAGCAAACUCCAGCUCAGCAUGUAUGUUUAUGUUUCAGUUUGACGUUAUUUUUAAGUAAAAAAGGCAAAACAACCAAGACAAUGGUAAAAAAAAAAAAAUACCAAUGAAAACUUCUCCUACCUUUCAUGAGUGAACGGAAAGAGCUCAGGUCCAAUCUAAACCCACUAUUCCUUACGUUUCCAUAGGUCUAGCAGGGAAGUAGACGCUACUCUGUGUGCACUUCAUGGACAGUGUUGCAUAGUUCCAUAACCACUGUUGGCCGUGACACUUUCCAAAUGAUCGUAAAUUGAGCUUUUCGUUGUCAUGUAUGUGAAGCUAACGAAGUGUAUGAAGUGUGUAAAUCAUGUGCGUAAAGUGUGUGUGUGAAAAUGUGUGUCGAGUCGAGAGUCAUUGCUGGGCUAAUAGUUGAUUGUUCCGAUUGUUCCGUACCUUGGCCAGGUGCGGCAAUUUCUGAGCGGUGUGCUGGCUUUUGCUGUUAGACCGCACCCAGCCCUGGCGAUGUUGACGAAUAUUUAUCGAUGUUGAAUGUUGUGCUUCGUGUUUUGUUUUUGUGCGACGCUGUGGGUGUACUAAGCCGAUUCAGAAGGUCUAUGUUGAUGCAUUGUAGGCGCGUGUGGAUGUUUCCUGAUGUGUAUGAGGUGUGGGUGCAGGUCUCAUGGGCAUCCCAGUCUUUCAUGCGUUUGUUAAGGCCGCAUUUUAUGCGUCUAUUUUUACAAUGCUGUCAGAUGUCGAAGUAUUUUGUAUAUGAAAAGAAUACAGAUAGA
Amphibalanus amphitrite is the source of this 4205-nucleotide messenger RNA. Its product is annotated as dipeptidase 1-like. NCBI's taxonomy places the organism in Eukaryota, Metazoa, Arthropoda, Thecostraca, Balanomorpha, Balanidae. Gene Ontology annotation, molecular function: metallodipeptidase activity. The transcript is spliced from 10 exons. Gene Ontology annotation, biological process: proteolysis. The record is from RefSeq and is a predicted model, not a curated record. Bases 5 to 1324 code for a protein of 439 amino acids.